AUGGAAAACGAAAAUACGAACGCCAACGCAAACAAUUCGUCAAACUCGAACAACUAUCCAGCCUUUGCGACCGUUAAUCGUGUUACUGUCAAAGUGCCGCCAUUUUGGAAGAGCGAUCCGGCAAUAUGGUUUGCACAGGUAGAGGCACAAUUCCAUUUAGGUGGAAUUACGAACGAUUUGACAAAAUAUAACCAUAUAGUAGGUGCAGUUGACACUGAAAUAUUAUCACAGGUGUCUGACAUCAUUCAAAAACCCCCGGAUACCGACAGAUAUAAUACUUUGAAAAAUCGACUCAUCGAAUUAUUUACCGAUAGUCAAGAAUCAAAAUUACGCAGACUUCUAGGAGACAUGCGUUUAGGCGAUAAGAGACCGUCAAUGCUGCUAAACGAAAUGCAAAGACUGGGAGGAAUGGCAUGUAGCACGCAACUACUUAAAACGUUAUGGUUACAACAACUACCGGUAACUACACAAUCUUGUCUAACAAUGAGUACUGGGACAAUUGAAGAGCUUGCCAGACUCGCCGACAAGAUUUCUGAGAUCGACCAACAACGGAUGAUUGUUAAUACAGUUUCCGAAUCAACAACAGAGAUAUUAAAAACAUUAGUAAAAGAAGUGAACGAAUUAAAAGUCGCCGCCAACCGAAACGACAACCGAUCCCGUUCAUUAAGCACAAGUAAAACAUCGCGAUCACGUUCAGUUUCACGCGCAAGAUAUGGAAAAUGGAGGAUGGGCGAAAACGGUUAUUGUUUUUACCAUGAUAAUUUUGGUAAAAAAGCCAGGAAGUGUGUAGAUCCUUGUGAGUAUACUAUCUCUAAAGGUAAUCAACACGAGGGAAACUAA
This is a messenger RNA of Macrosiphum euphorbiae (potato aphid), 840 nucleotides long. The record is from the annotation of a GenBank genome assembly. Lineage: Eukaryota; Metazoa; Arthropoda; Insecta; Hemiptera; Aphididae.